Molecule: messenger RNA, 972 nt
Organism: Australozyma saopauloensis
Lineage: Eukaryota; Fungi; Ascomycota; Pichiomycetes; Serinales; Metschnikowiaceae
Exons: 1
Coding region: 1-972 (323 amino acids)
Source: RefSeq, a predicted model, not a curated record
AUGAAAUCGGCCGCCUUUUUCAACCAUAAAAUCCAGAAUAGCUCAUACCACUCUCAUUCGUCCCGCUACCGGCCCCUGCUUAUCGCUCGUCUGACGCACUCAAAAUACACAGCCUGCACCCUUGCCUCCCAACGCCUGUUGCUUCUUGAUCCCGGACCCUACCACAAAUAUCUCCAAGCAGCCAUGUCACCUUUGUUCAUCCUAGCAUUGCUAGCUCCCUUGGCCGCCGCCUUCGACUGCUCCAAAGAUUUGGAGGCUUACGACUUCCAGUCCAUCAAGGGCACAUAUCUGGACACAAUUCUGAUUGAUAGACCGCCUUCCAAAACCGACUACACAUGGUCCAUUGGUAUUUGUCAGGACGUUGAGAACCAAGCUGAUUGUCCCGCGAAAUCCUCGCUUUGUGGUGUGGGCCACCUCAAGGUAGACGACAAGGACAUUUUGUCAGAAGUCAUUCCCUUCAAAAGCGACCACAAGCACACGUUCAGGCCUUUCGACGAGCAGAAUUCCGGCGUGUUGUUGAUACUUGAGGAUUUGUCUUGGGGCGACUCCUCAAUUAACGCGCACGUCAAAUUCAUAUGUUCGGAGAACGACAACCCUGAUAAUAAUAAGUUGAGGAUUUUACGAUGGACUGGAAGGGUGUUCGAGGCCAAUUUCCUCACUCCAGCUGCUUGCGUUAAAGACAAAAAGGACAAGAAUGGAAAGGACAAUCAGAAACCUCCCUCUGAGGAUGGAGGUGAGUCCUGGGGUUGGUUUACAUGGAUCUUUAUCUUCAUGGUUCUUUUCCUCAGCAUCUAUAUCAUUGGAGGAGCGUGGUUCCAGUAUAACAAGGGCAACUCCAUCGACUUCCAGUCCGCAUUGAGAGAGGUUUUGGAGAACUUUGUUGAUCUUUUGAGAGGUCUUCCUACGUUCUUUAAGGAGGUCGUGGAGAAGGUCACCGGAAACUCUAGUCGGAAUGAAUAUAGUGCGGUCUAG